AUGAGUACUUUAGAACCUGCUACUACUGCUAAAGUGGUUCUUAUAACGACAAAAGGGCCUAUUGAGAUCGAAAUAUGGGCCAAGGAAGUACCUAAUAUUAGCAGAGUGUUUAUUCAAAAUUGUCUAGAUAGAAAAUAUAUCGGUACAACAUUCAAUAAGGUGAUAAAGGAUUACCUAGUACAAACAAGUAAAAUCAAGGAAGCAGAAGGUUUGCAACUAAAAGAUGAAUUCCAUUCAAGAUUGAGGUUUAAUAAGAGGGGUUUGGUAGGUGCUGUGCAUGAUGAUAAACGAAAUUCGAAUAAUGUUGAUUCGAUAUUUAUAACCAUGAAGACUACUCCAGAGUUCAAUAAUAAUUAUGUGUUAUUCGGUAAGAUAAUGGGAGACUCAAUCUACAACGUAGUAAAGAUUAAUGAAAGUGAGCUUGAAUCAGAAGAGACUCCAAUGUAUCCAGCUGAAAUAACUGAUAUUAAGGUCUUAGUGCAAUAUUUUGAUGACCUUGUUGAGUCAAGGGAGCAAAUUACAGAACCAGCAAAAAAAAAAGCAAAGAAGGCAAAGAAACCUCGGGUUAAACUAGAUUAUGCCUUAGAAGAUGAAGAUGAUACGGGGUUCAAGAUGAAAUCAGCUCAUGAUUUGCUUUCAGAUUCAAAAUUGUCUAAUAAAUUGUAUUCUAAUAAAAAGCUCACAGAAGUCAUCAGUGAGAACCAUAUAGAAAAGGCAGCUGAAAAUAAUGUAGAAAUCAAAGAAAUAGAUUCUGGUCACCCAAAUUUUGAGCAAACUGACAAGUCUGAUACUUUAGACAAUGAGAUGAAGGUUACUUCAUCCGAUAACAUGAAUGAUGAGAUUGAACACAAACGAGAUGAGCCUCUUCCUAAAGCUAAAUUGAAUAGAAAUCCGAAUAUUGAUUCUGAUUAUGAUUCUGAUUUAGACCUAUCAUCUUCCGAGUCAAUCGACCUAUCUGCAUUUAAGCAAAGUUAG
Molecule: messenger RNA, 975 nt
Organism: Debaryomyces fabryi
Lineage: Eukaryota; Fungi; Ascomycota; Pichiomycetes; Serinales; Debaryomycetaceae
Product: putative peptidylprolyl isomerase
Exons: 1
Coding region: 1-975 (324 amino acids)
Biological process (GO): protein peptidyl-prolyl isomerization
Cellular component (GO): catalytic step 2 spliceosome
Molecular function (GO): peptidyl-prolyl cis-trans isomerase activity
Source: RefSeq, a predicted model, not a curated record